This is a messenger RNA of Gigantopelta aegis, 3633 nucleotides long. RefSeq names its product protocadherin beta-13-like. The coding region runs from base 1 to 3453 and encodes 1150 amino acids. Gene Ontology annotation, molecular function: calcium ion binding. The transcript has 3 exons. Gene Ontology annotation, cellular component: plasma membrane. The record is from RefSeq and is a predicted model, not a curated record. Gene Ontology annotation, biological process: homophilic cell-cell adhesion. Lineage: Eukaryota; Metazoa; Mollusca; Gastropoda; Neomphalida; Peltospiridae.
AUGAUCUCUUCACGACUGGCAUUCUUCGGCGUCGUGUUCUACCUCGUCAGCGUGGACGCCAUCAAACUGACAUACCAUAUCAAGGAGGAACAACCGAACGCAACGCUCAUCGGCAACAUCGCCAACGAUUCCAACCUGAGAGACUUCGUAAGUGACGAGGAAUUCACUCGCAUUCAGUACAGCUUCCUCAGCCAGGGAAACCCGUACACCCAGUUGUUCACUGUACGCAACGACACUGCCGACCUCCUGGUUGCCAAACGAAUCGACAGGGAUGUUUUAUGCAGCUUUCUCGAGACGUGUUUGAUAUCGAUAGAAUGCGUUGCCAAAUCGAAUAUCGGAUCAUUUUUUCUUAAGAUUCAGUUGGAAAUAAUAGUUGUUGAUAUAAAUGAUAACAGCCCGGAGUUUGUCAGCGAUUCUGCUAAAUUGGAUAUUUCAGAAGGAACUCCUGUGGGUGAGGAGUUUUCUCUACCGAGUGCCGUCGACAGAGAUGCGGAUGUGAGUUAUUCUGUGCAGAGUUAUCAGCUGAUAUCACUGGAUUCUGGGAAUAAUCCGUUCGUGUUGAAAACCAGCGUAGGGAAAGACAAUAAAGUUGCCGUGGCAAUUCAGUUAAAAGACGCUUUGGAUCGAGAGACAGUGGACAGCUAUAACUUCACGUUGUUAGCCAAAGAUGGCGGGCAGCCACCUAAAAACGGCACACUGUCGUUGACAGUGACGGUCGCAGAUCUCAACGAUAACUACCCAGUUUUCGAACACGCUGCAUAUGCUGUAAACAUCUCGGAAAACACGACGGCAUCUUCGGUAAUAGUUCAUCUUUCAGCGACCGACAAGGAUAUCGGACCGAACGGAAUUGUGUCGUACCACUUUGCGGCUCGACAGCCUGGCAGUGUCCUGAAGUUAUUUGAACUGAACCCGAAGACUGGGAACCUUCACGUUAAGCAGUCGCUCGAACACGAGGCUGGCAAGAGUCUGACUCUGCAGGUGGAGGCUCGAGAUCAGGGGCGACCCUCCAAGACGUCCGUGACCGAGGUGGAGGUGUCCGUGUUCGAUACCCACAACGACCCGCCUGAAAUCCACAUCAACGUCUUCUCUUCCAGCGGGAUGGCCGAGAUUUCAGAGUUCUCUGAGAUUGGAAGAGUCGUUGCCCACAUCGCCGUGCAGGAUCCCGACUCCGGUGUUAACGGCAUUGUUCAGUGUUCACUGACUGCAGAGCAUUUCCAACUUAGAGGUCUGGAUGUGGACGAAUACAAAGUGAUCCUCGUCAAGUUGGUGGACAGGGAAUCGUCCGAUAGACACAAUGUGACCGUGUCCUGUCAGGACAAGGGACAUCCGCCGAUACGCGUCUCUGCCAACUUCAUUGUAAAAGUUCUAGAUGAGAAUGACAACCCACCCAGGUUUCCUCUCAGCACCUAUUAUGCGUCUAUCGAAGAGAACAAACCGAAAGGACACAUUAUAACCCAAGUAAAAGCCACUGAUUCUGAUUCCGGCGACAAUGCAAGGAUUUCUUACAGUUUGUUGGGAAAUGCUGGGUUCCAGUUUGUUGUAGAUAACGAAGGAAGAUUAAAGUCUAACAGGUCUUUUGAUCGUGAGGAGUAUUCCCAGAUUGUGGCUAAAGUUUUAGCUGUUGACCACGGGUCUGUGAGACUAACUGCUACUGCUACUGUGAUAAUCACAAUCAAAGACGUCAACGACAACCCGCCAGUGUUUAGUGAAAGCAUCUUCUACAUGAGCGUCCCAGAAGGAUCGCCAUUGGGGACUCCUGUUGGACGUCUUAAUGCUUCUGACGGUGACGAAAACGAAAAUGCUAUUCUGAUGUUCCAGCGAGAUCCAUUCACCGAUCCCAAGAUGCCAUUCGUCGUGUACGCAGAUGGCGCUGUGAAAACGGGAGACAACUUAGACAGAGAGCUUCAGAGUCGCUACGAGUUCAGAGUGGAGGUCGCGGAUCUCGGUAAGCCGCCGCUGACUUCGACAGCGCGAGUUGUCAUCACGGUGGACGACGUCAACGACCACGACCCGUUCAUCGUGUUCCCCAACUCGUCGAACAACACCAUCUCCAUCCCGCACACCCUCGCCAUCAACACAGCAUUCACCGAGAUUGUCGCCUACGACCUGGACGACGGCUUGAAUCAGAAACUCUUGUUCUACGUCGAGGGUGGAAACGGAAGCAAGCUGUUCAGGAUUGGACCGACGAGCGGCAUCAUAUUCGUCGACGCUCCCUUCAAGGAGAGCGACAUCAACAUCUACAACCUUGUGGUGGUCACGCGGGACCAGGGCUCACCGCAGAGAGCCUCGCAGGUGGAACUCUACAUCGACGUGUACUACGGCAACGCCACCAUGUCGCCGGCUCCAUGGCACAGCUCGGUGAACAUCAUCACGGCUUUUGUGCUCGUGGGCGUCACGCUGCUUCUCGGGGUGGCGGUGGUGUCAGCGAUCUGCCUGAUGCGCCGCAAUGACCGCCAGCGGCGCAACUACAGCGCCAAGGCGGAGGAGCAGAAGGUGAUCGCCAACAUGAAGCUGUACGAGGGUAACCGGGCCUCGCUCGCCAAGACCUCAUCGGACCGGCUGUCCGACACCGACAGCGAGAAGAAGAAGAAGGAAGUGAGCUUCUCCCUCGACGAGGACAACAACAUCUCCCUGUCGUCGUCCGGGUUUGAACGCGGAACCGAGACCACUGACAGUCUGUUUACCAUUCCAGAGGAUCCCUCUCACGAGCAAUCAAACAAGUCUGGUCACAGAAUGGGUGGAAAUCCUUUCACAUCAUUUCAAGUGCACUCUUCAAAAGACUUUGUAACCAACUUCCGAGUGAACGAUGACAGCGGCAGUGACCUCUCCGGUGACGUCAGUGUCAGCGACAGUGGUAAAGGAUGCAGUGACGUCGAAAUACAGAGCCAUGGGGGUUCUUCUAAUGUGAUGGAAAAUCCUGAUCCGUGUCCAUCAGUCCCUCAGAAAUACCACCAGCCAGCGUAUCAGCAGUGCAAGAGUUCUCCUGUCAGCUUCUCCACCUUCUACGGCAGCUCACCAAGUCCCAGUCUUGUCAUCUCUGACGUCAGCACCGCCCCUAACGUCCCCAAGCAUAGACCCUCGUCCCAGUGUUUGAACUCUGACUCUCACAAGAGCGCCGCACCUAACUACAGCGUGCUGCACCAAAACUAUCUGAACGCGCAGAGACAGAACUCCAGUUAUCGCCCGCAUCCCCGGGACCCCUCGUAUCCCAAUCGCGAUAUAAAUGGAACCUACGUGAAAUUAAAAUCUCAUCCACACGAGAGCGAAUACAUGGACAUGGCUACGCCUCGUGUCAGUGGCAACUGUUACCACGACGACACGACCAGCGAAAUGACGUCGGCAUGGGACGACGCCACAACGACAACGUCCGGUAGCUAUACCGUUGACGCCGAUGAACUUUGUGACGAAAUCGACAAACUGUUUUUCAGCCAGUGUCAAGACGUCAUAGUAUAACACAUAUUCAUAUGUGAUUGUUAUUCCUAAAUAUCUUCCUCGUCCAUCAAUAUUAAAACUACUGUAAAUCCUUGAAAAAACGCGGAGGACUCAGUUAUGUCAGGUAACGUCUAAAAAAAACUUUAAGAAAUGUGACCUUAUUAUUUUUUUCAUUUUCAUUCAGUUUAACUUAUUUUCAUU